Messenger RNA from Mycena indigotica, 1101 nucleotides. RefSeq lists its product as uncharacterized. The record is from RefSeq and is a predicted model, not a curated record. Gene Ontology annotation, biological process: translational initiation. Gene Ontology annotation, cellular component: eukaryotic translation initiation factor 2B complex. The coding region runs from base 1 to 1101 and encodes 366 amino acids. The transcript has 6 exons. NCBI's taxonomy places the organism in Eukaryota, Fungi, Basidiomycota, Agaricomycetes, Agaricales, Mycenaceae. Gene Ontology annotation, molecular function: guanyl-nucleotide exchange factor activity; translation initiation factor activity.
AUGGAGCAGCCCCAAAACCUGCGGGUAGUCGAAACCUUAGCUUGGAAACUACGGCGACGGCAGCUUGUGGGCUCGCGGGCCACAGCUCUCGAGACUCUUGUUGUUCUCCGUCAAGUUAUUUCAAAAUCUCGCUUUUCAAAUAUCGAGCAGUUAGUGAGCAUUAUUCGAGGAGUUGGACGGAGAUUAGUCGAGGCACAACCGAAAGAGCACUCUGUGGGCAACACUGUGCGGAAGGUGCUUCACCAUAUACGAGAAGAGUAUCAUACUGCGACUGGAGGGUCUACAACGACUACUUCACCCGGAUUCUCAAUAUCCAAGUUCGUGAUGCUCGGCCAGCCGAGAAAGCAGACAGCAUUGCCGAAGACAGAGAGCAAAAACACGAUCAAGGAGAACGAUCCAGAUGAUCCGGACGCGUUUGCGAGGAGUUUGAAGCCUGUGCUAAUGGAGGCCAUCCAAGAUGUGUUCGAUGAGUUGGAGACGGUCUACGAUAAUGUGGGCAAGAACGCACAAAACCACAUCCAUUCAGAUGAGAUCAUAAUGACGCUUGGCAUGUCAAAAACAGUCGAAUCCUUCUUAAUAUCUGCGGCGCAUCACCGAAACUACACAGUGAUGGUUCUGGAGACAGCGCCAACAUACGGUGGUCGUGAAAUGUCCCAGGCAUUAUCGGCGGCUGGCAUUUCGACGUUUUUAGUGCCCGACUCCUCGAUAUAUGGUCUCAUGUCCCGUGUUAACAAAGUUAUACUUGGGACCCAUGCUAUCCUGGCCAAUGGCGGUAUGUUUGCCAUCGCGGGGUCCUUAUUGGCAGCAACAGCGGCCCACGUGCACAGCACGCCUGUGGUCGUCUGCGCUGGUCAAUUCAAACUGACGCCUUCAUGGAAUCUAUACCAUGAAUAUGGGGCACUGGACUUCGGCGAUCCAAGCCAAGUCUUGGGAUUCGAGGAGGGUGCAUUGGUCGACAAGGUGGACGUGGUCAACCCAUUCUACGACUACGUUCCACCAAAUUUGGUCGACGCGUACAUCACAAACGACGGUGACCAUCCGCCAACAUCAAUAUAUCGAUUGAUCAAGGAGACAUACGAUGACGAGGACAACGAGCUAUAG